AUGGUUUUUCUAACAAAAAUAUUAAAAAAUCACAACAAUCAAUUAUUUAAUCAAUUGAUAUUAAAAAGACAAUAUAAGAAUAUAUUUUCAUAUAGAAGGGGGCAGUUUUUUUCUACGGUAUUUAAAGAAGUACCUUUUUUAUUAAAAACACCGCACUUCCUAUCUCAAAGUAGAAGCACUUCAUUUUUUGCAGUUGAAAAAACUAAUAAUGAAACAAACAAGAUUUAUACGGGUUAUUGGCUUUUAGGGUGUUCUGGUCUUGUAUUUAUAAUGGUUGUCUUUGGUGGAUUAACACGGAUAACAGAAUCAGGAUUAAGUAUUACAGAAUGGAAACCUAUUACAGGUAUUUUCCCUCCAUUGUCUCGUGAUAAAUGGAUUCUUGAAUUUGAAAAGUAUAAAGCUACACCAGAAUUUAACUAUCUUAAUCGAAAUAUUUCUUUGUCUGAUUAUCAAUUUAUUUAUAAUAUGGAAUGGGGACAUAGAAUUUUUGGUCGAAUUAUUGGAAUUGCUUUUAUUCUUCCAGCAGCAUAUUUUAUUAUAAAGAAAAAAGUAACUCCGAAUAUAGCUAAAAGAAUAUUUUUUAUGGGAGGGUUAUUAGGAUUACAAGGAUUUAUUGGUUGGUGGAUGGUUAAGUCAGGAUUAGAGUAUGAAAAUUUCAAAGAAGCGGGUUCAGUUCCACGAGUCAGUCAAUAUCGGUUAGCAACUCAUUUAGGAAUAGCGCUUUUUCUAUAUAUCAGUAUGUUAUGGACAGGAUUAGAUAUAUUAAAAGAAAAUAAAUGGGCAACUAAAACAAAUGAAGCUAAAAGUUUUGUUCUUAAAGAAUUAAACAGUCCUCCAUUUAAAAAACUUAAAAAAAUGAUUUUAACACUCAAUUGUUUAGUAUAUAUAACAAUGUUAUCAGGAGCAUUUGUUGCAGGAUUGGAUGCAGGUCUUAUUUAUAAUACUUUCCCAUAUAUGGGGAAAUCUCUAAUUCCACCAAAGUCUGAACUUUUUUCUGAAAAAUAUUCUUAUAGUACGUCUAAAUUAGAUAUAUGGUGGAGAAAUAUGUUAGAAAAUCCUGUGACAGUUCAGCUUAAUCAUAGAAUUCUUGCAACAAGUACAUUUUUCUUAGCAGCUGUAGUAUUCUUUUACUCACGAAGACCGGCAUUUUUAAAAAUAGCCCCUCCAGAAUUAAAAAAUACUAUUUCAGCUCUUAUGGCAGCUGUAUCUAUGCAAGUUAUUCUUGGUAUAUCAACUCUUGUGUAUUUAGUCCCUAUGCCACUGGCUACUGCACAUCAAAUGAAUAGUCUUAUUGUUUUAACAUCUAUUAUAAUUGCAGGAAACAGAUUACAUAUACCAAAAUAUUUUUUAAAAAAAUACCCAAUUUAUCAAAUUAUUUCAAAUUCAAAAUUUAAAAACAAUAUAAGGCUUUAG
Pneumocystis jirovecii RU7 is the source of this 1413-nucleotide messenger RNA. RefSeq lists its product as uncharacterized. Gene Ontology annotation, biological process: heme A biosynthetic process. The transcript has 3 exons. Gene Ontology annotation, cellular component: mitochondrial inner membrane. The coding region runs from base 1 to 1413 and encodes 470 amino acids. NCBI's taxonomy places the organism in Eukaryota, Fungi, Ascomycota, Pneumocystomycetes, Pneumocystales, Pneumocystaceae. Gene Ontology annotation, molecular function: oxidoreductase activity, acting on NAD(P)H, heme protein as acceptor. The record is from RefSeq and is a predicted model, not a curated record.